This is a messenger RNA of Thecamonas trahens ATCC 50062, 1884 nucleotides long. RefSeq lists its product as uncharacterized. Gene Ontology annotation, molecular function: DNA binding. NCBI's taxonomy places the organism in Eukaryota, Apusomonadida, Apusomonadidae. Bases 1 to 1884 code for a protein of 627 amino acids. The record is from RefSeq and is a predicted model, not a curated record. The transcript has a single exon. Gene Ontology annotation, biological process: regulation of DNA-templated transcription.
AUGACGUUUGUCUCGAACGGGUCAGCGGGCGGACCCGGCAACGAGCAAGCGCCGCCGCAACAGGUACCUCUCUCCCCCACGCACACCUCUUCUCCAACAAGUGCAAGCAGCAACGCCCCGCUCUCGGCUCUCAACAUGGUGAGCGGCGAGGCGUUGGCCUCGACGACCUCGGAAACCAAAGUAACAACGACGGCCCCGGGCGCCGGGUCGGCCGACGCCAACCCUGGUGGCAGGCCAAUUGGCUCCAGCAUGCUGGUGACGACCGAGACGGAGACCACAAACAGCACCAAUAACCACUCCCAACUGCAUGGAGAUGCCGAGGAGCACGUCGGCGACAUGGCGCCCGUCAAUGAGUCAUACUCGGUGGCGGGCUCAGAAAAUGGCGGUGGCGACCGAGCGCGCGCUGCCAAGCGGUCUAAGCUGUCAAGCUCGGCAGCUGUCACCCGGCAGACGGCCGAGGUGGACUCGGGUUCCGACUCGGACUAUGUCGAGGGAAAGAAGCAAGAUGGAGGCAAUGGCAAGCGCAAGCGCAGUAGUGCAUCCACCAAGCGAGGCGGUGGAGCCGCUGCCAAGAGUCGUCGAUGGGGCGGCAACCGCGCGUCGAGCCGCCUCUUUCCGCCGCAGGCCAAGGCUGUGUUCGAGACCUGGCUCAAAGAUCACCUUGACGAGCCGUAUCCUGAGGAGGAAGACGUGCUGAGGAUGGCGCAUGACGCUGACGUCAAGCCUGAUCAAGUCCUGCAGUGGUUCAUCAAUGCCCGCCGCCGGCAUCCGCUGCUUGUCAACCGCAACUUCAAGCGGUGUCGCCGUCGGUACUCCACCAUUUCCGACCGCGCCUCGACGCAACGCCGCAAGUCGCAGCGCCGGACAAGAAGCCCGGCCGAGCCAGCAACGGCUCCGAUGAUGACCGGGACCGGCGGACAGCCGGUGGCCGCAUCGUUCCUUUUCGGGCAAAGCGCCAGGGGCUCCGGCGGCGCCAGCUCGCUGAUGCUGCCCACGGCGCAAGACGGCGAUGUCGGCUACGGCACCACCGCGCCCAUCUAUCAGACUAUCGGUGCAGGCGGCGAGGUGUCGCUCAUGCCCGGUGCUAGCGGUGCCUCCUGGCCGGGCACUGCCGCAGCCAUGCAGUGGUCUACAACGCCGGUGACCAUGCAGCAACAGGCUCGCCUCUUUGCGGCUCAGCAGCAAGCCCAAGCACAGGCCCAGCAGUUGCAGAUGCAGGCCCAACAGAUGCGCCUGGCCCAGCAGAUGGGCAUCAUGCAGGGCAUGGUGCCGGGGUCGUACCCGUCGUCGCCGUACACAGCGUCAGGUAUGAGUCCACAGAUGCAGUCACUGGCAUACAUGCAGCAGUUCCAUGCCCACCAGCAGGCAGUCCAGGCUCAGCAGCAGGCGGCACAAGUCCAGUCGAUCAAGACGAUGUCGCACUCCCAGCAGGCGCUCUCGCACUUGCAGCAGCUUCCUCAACUUCAGCAGCAGCAAGUCUUUAAUCAAGGUCUCGUCACGCCAACCAUGACCGACGUGUACUCCAGCUCGUUCGGCAAGCUUACCCCGGGUUCAGCUUCGGGCUCGGGUCCGGGCUCGGGCUCAGGCCCGGGCUCGGGCUCGGGCUCAUACCCGUCGUUGGCGCAGACUGGCUCGCUCGGUACGUCCGGCAUUGCUCCGGUCUCCUACGAGGUCCAGAACGCGCGCCAAGCCCUUGACCUUGCCAAUCAGGUCUUGUACAACGCACACGGUCAGGUGGCCGCCCCGAGCAACAGCCAAUCAAUGGCUGCCGCCACCACCAAGGCCGACGAUGCUGCUGCUGCUACCACUGCUGCCGCUGUCGCUGCUGCUGCUGCCGCCGCCAGUACGGCCAACGUCGCUGGCAGCACCCCAGCAGCAAUCUAA